This is a messenger RNA of Mercenaria mercenaria, 9150 nucleotides long. RefSeq names its product GRIP and coiled-coil domain-containing protein 2-like. Lineage: Eukaryota; Metazoa; Mollusca; Bivalvia; Venerida; Veneridae. The transcript has 13 exons. Bases 60 to 2225 code for a protein of 721 amino acids. The record is from RefSeq and is a predicted model, not a curated record.
AUUUUCAUAACAAGGCUAGCUUUCCAUGAAAGGUUGCGGAAGCUGAGGAUGUUGCAAAAAUGAACAGGAGACGACAAGAUGUUGCAAGUGUCAGAAUAUCUGAUGAGGAAUACACACGACUUGAAAAUAAACUUGAAGCGCUGAAAAACGAGUUUGCAGCAUGUAGGAGAAAACUUGACAGCAAAUGUGAGGCCUUGUUGAUACUGAGCCAGGAGCUGGACCAGUGUCGCAGCGAGAGGGACCAGUUCAAAUUGAUGGCCGAGCAGCUCCGAGAAAGAUGUCAGACUUUGAAGAGAAGCACGUCAGGCAAGCCCAAACAGAGUACAUCAGAUACAGGCCUUUACAAGAAUUAUACAGAUGCACAGAGUCAGAACCUUGCAAGAUUGCUUUAUGAAUCAAAAGAAUGCAGUAAGUCCCUGCAGUUUGAGGUGGACGACUUGAAACAGAAACUACAGGAUGCUCAAGGAGAUAUCAAGUUGCUACGAGAGCAGAUAGCACGAUCCCGUGUCGGGACGACAGAUGAGGGAAUGAGUACCAGACAUUUUCCCGCUCAUGAAAGAGAGGAGCUUGUACAGAAACUAGAGUCUUCCAAUGAACAGUAUUUGCAACUAGAGAGAGACCUUCAGACAGUGCUGGAUGAGAAAGAGGAAUUGGUUACUGAGAGAGAUGUUUACAAGACUAAAUAUGAGAGACUUAAUCAAGAGUUGAACUACAUACUGAAAGGAGACGAGAACAGAGUGGUAGAUAUAGACGCUCUUGUUAUGGAAAACAAAUAUCUGCAGGAUAGAUUAAAGCAGAUGGAAGAAGAGAAAAGUAUGGCAAUGGCAGCUGUGUCCAAAUACAAGAGUUUGCUAGAAAAGAAGAAAUCUAAAAGUUCCAUGAAGUUUGGUCAGACUAGAGGUGGAGGAAUGAUCAUUACACAGAAACAAGUCCAACAAGUAUUAGAAUCGAAGCAGUCAGUAUUACCAUCACCACAAGCUAUGUCUGAUCUACAGGCACUAGCAGGUGCUCUUCUGGACUCUGUGAAUGAUAAAAACCUUGCGCUGUCUCAUCAGAGAAAGACAAAUAAAAUCCUUGGUAACAGGGUAGCUGAACUUGAAAAGAAAAUAAAAACUUUAGAAUGUGCUGGACUUUGGAACAUACCAGCAAAUGUAUCGAGCAGUUUGGAGAAGUUAAAACAAGAUUGUGAUGAUAUGAAGAUGUUGAUCCCUCGGAAACAUUCCGAUACAGACUCUGAAAGGUUGUCUCCCUCGGAGGGUGAUAGGGAAAGUGAAUUGGAAACUGUUACACCUCUUGAUAGUACUGACAACUCGCCAAUGACAAGUCCUCAGCACAUUGUCAGACAGCCUGCUGGUCAUCCAGAACUGAAUGGUCUUGACACUGACCUUGACCUGCUGCCCACCAAGGAAGUGCCUACCAAACCUGCAGAACGUGAUGUAUUCCAGUAUCCAUGCACAGAUACAUAUGGAAUGCCAUCCAUUGAUAGACAGGCUGUCUCCCAUUCAACUGAUCAUAAUAUCAACAAGGUAAAGGACAUUCUGCUGGCUAUAGAAACUGAUUCUGAAGUACUUACAGUAGACGAUAAACAUACGGUUGAAAGAAUUGAUGAAGAACAUAUACAUACCAGAGUUGUUGAAGAAAAUAUGUCUUCUCUGUCAGUUCAUGUAAAUGAUCCAAGUGAACUAGAUGAUGUUCCACUAAAUGUAGAACGUAAUUCACAUUUAUCAGGUGAAAUAGCUGAUGUACCACAAUGUGUUCAUGUAUACAAUCAGGAUAAAUUAGAAGAAACUGUUGAUGGUCAUGAAAAUGAGGAUGAAAAAAUAAAGUUUACAAAUGGUAGAAAUGAAAUUAAAACCGAAAAUCUUUCUCAAAAUAAUGCUGAAGAUGUUGAUGAUGUAGAUGAAAAUGAAGAACUUGAUGAGUUUUAUAAUGAUGAUGAUUCAGAAGCGUCGGAAAAGGUUGGACUUCUGAUUGAAAGCGUGACAAAAAAGAUGUGCAAUAUUUCCCACCAAGAAAAUAAUGAGAGAGGUACAGACACACACAGUGUUGAUAGAGAGGUUGACAGAGAAUCUAAGGACACAGUGAGAUGUAGAAAUAUCAGAAAAGUUGAGGGAAAUCUGUCUCAAGAAUCAACUACUGAUGGUCAUCUAUUACUAGGUAGUCAGGGGAAUUCUAUGGAUGAAAGCUUGGUAAAUCCUGAAGAACCACGGGAUGUGGAAUGUUAAUUAAUUUGUUAUUGUAAAGGAACGCAGCUAAAUAUGCACUUUUCCAGUACAUAGUUCUUAUUAUUACAUGACUCCUUACGUAAAUAACUGGGGUAUAGUUUUUUGCUAUAUGACCAGUCUAUAUUCAGCACACGUUUACUGACCUGAUAAGUCAAAAAUUAAAAAAAACUUAAUAUGAAAAUUUAUUUCUGAUAUCAUGUAAUAAAACACUUACUGAAUGGCUUGCUGGUCAAUAUUCAAAACAAAUAGUCCUUUGGGCUCUGGGCAAUAAUUUUGACUGUAGACAGCAAGGCAGUAGUUUUGACUUUUGAUAGCAAGACAAUAGUUUUGACUACUGGCCAGCAAGCCUUUCAGUAAGUGUAUAGUACUAUGGAUUUUAAAGGUUAUGGGUGGUUUGAUGAUUAGAUAUGUGAUACAGUAGUAUUACAACACAUUGACAAAUUAAACUCCUGGAUUGGGGUGCAACAUGUCCCAAAGUUCUAUGCAGGGGUUUCAUUACAGACCAGGGAGAGGAGGGUUGCGGAUAUUUCACCGUGCUAUGGUGGGAUGUAGCCCCAGCUACCUUUCCAAAAGCAAAUCAAAGUUCUAAGUAGGAGUGCUCCCAGACGCCCAUCUACAUUGCAACUUCCAAUGUUAACUAAAAUAAUGAAAACAUUGCCUGUGCAGUAUUUAGAAUGGCUUAAGAUGGCAUGUGUCCAGCAUAAGUGCAGGACAAAGGCUGCCAUAAACCAAGACAGAUUGUUAGCCUGUCCAAUAGCUAUACUGACCAUAAGAGUAAAAAUGUUAUAGAUUAUUAAAACUGUUCAAGUAUAAAUGAAACCACUUUGAACAACCUUUAAAAUAUUACUGGUAAAUAUUUUCUGCUGUUUUCAACUUAAAUGGCAAAAAAAAUCAGGGACCAGCUUUAUCUACUCUCGUGAUGCAAAAAAGACAAAUUUUAUGUACUCUUGUUACUAAAUAUAACUUUACAAACUUCAAGACAGCAUUAUUUCCCCUUACUGCUACAGUAGACACUGUCACCAUAUAUAAAUUGGAAUUAGGCCCUAGUAUCUUCUUUCAUUUUUAGCUCACCUGUCACAUAGUGACAAGGUGAGCUUUUGUGAUCACCCUACGUCCGUCGUCAGUCGGUGCGUCCGUGCGUCAACAAUUUCUUGUCUGCACGAUAGUGGUUUCAUUUAUGAUUUUAUUUUAACCAAACUUGCACACAACUUGUAUCACCAUAAGAUCUCGGUUCCUUUCUUGAACUGGCCAGAUCCCAUUAUGGGUUCCAGAGUUAUGGCCCCUGAAAGGGCCAAAAUUAGCUAUUUUGACCUUGUCUGCACAAUAGCAGCUUUAUUUAUGAUUUGAAUUUAAUCAAACUUGCACACAACUUGUAUCACCAUAAGAUCACGGUUCCUUUCUUGAACUGGCCAGAUCCCAUUAUGGGUUCUAGAGUUAUGGCCCCUGAAAGGGCCAAAAUUAGCUAUUUUGACCUUGUCUGCACAAUAGCAGCUUUAUUUAUGAUUUGAUUUUUACCAAACUGGCACACAACUUGUAUCACCGUAAGAUCUUGGUUCUUUUCUUGAACUGGCCAGAUUCCGUUAUGGGUUCCAGAGUUAUGGCUCCUGAAAGGGCCAAAAUUAGCUAUUUUGACCUUGUCUGCACAAUAGCAGCUUCAUUUAUGAUUUGAUUUUAACCAAUCUUGCACACAACUUGUAUCACCACAAGAUCUUGCUUCCUUUCUUGAACUGUCCAGAUUCCAUCAUGGGUUCCAGAGUUAUGGCCCCUUAAAGGUCCAAAAUUGGCUAUUUUGGCUUUUGCAGCCAUAUAGAGACUUCAUUUAUGGUUUUAUUUGAUACAAACGUCCAAAAUAUCUUCAGCAACAAUAAAUCUUGGAUUCCAUGACAAAUCAGAACCAAUCGUAGGUUCCGGAGUUAUUUUAUAUCUGAUUACCUCCCCUGAUUGUAAUCAAAAUGGAUUUAUAUCAGUAAGUACUUAUAGGACUUAUUUGAAAUUUCAUUAUUGUUAUGAGUUGGACUGAGACAAUCAGGGUAGAUAACUAUGGACUGAUUUUAUGUCAAAUUACCUCCCUUUAUUUCAAAUUAAAAUGGGUAUAUCUCCGUAACUAAUGAAGAUACUGAUCUGAAAUUUCAUUUAUGUCAGAGAUUUAUUUGGCAGAUCCUUCUUUUGUUCACUUACAAUAUAUUUUUUUUUGUUACUUCCCUUUUACGUUACUAUAAAUAGCUUAUUUUUAGUAACUUUUUUGUUAUUGGCCGUAGGGAAAAACCGAGACCACUUUUCUGUGGUACAACAUGGAUGAUACCUCCAAUUUUUAGGUGUAUUUUGACAUAUCGAUACCUUGUAAGAAUUUGUUUUUUCUUUUUGGUUAAAUUUCUUCCCUUUGUUGUUCCUGUCCUUUGGACUGAGAUAUCUUUUCUGAGGACCUUCUUAUCCUCAAGUGCAAUGAUAACAGGUGAGCGAUAUAGGGCCAUCAUGGCCCUCUUGUUGAAUUUUGUUGUACGAAUUUUAUAUCUCAGUAGUUAAGUAUUAGAAAACUGAAAUUUUUUUUCAGAAAUACUAAAUUUUCUUAUUUUUCUGGUGCUGUGAUUCACACCAAUUAAAAUGUAAACACUGAAAUUGAAAGUAUAUUCAGUACAGUUAAAAGAAAUUGACAAAUUGCUCACAGCAAAACAUUGAAUAUUUUCAUCAGAUUCUUAAAGGUUGUGGCAUAAAUGACUAUUUGUCUGUGUAUUAUUGCAAACGUUUUAUUCUCCAGGCAUUGCCAAUCGUGUCACCAUUGUACAAUAACAUGGUUUUAUUAUUGUCAUGUGGCAGUGACAAUUGUUUGACAAUAUUCCUAUGCACAGGUUGAUAACCUAAAGUGUUGUCACAGUUAAGAGAAGUAAUGCCAAAAAACUGUGAUUUAGUGUCGAGUUCAUCAUGCCAGCUGAUACAGUGUGAAAUUGAAAUUCUGAAAUAAAAAAAAAAUGUUUUACAAGAAAGGUCAUUUCAACAUACAGAGAAUACACUAGAAGAGAAAAGUCUUUUAGAGAAUGUGGAUGAAUGAAUGUUUUCUUAUGAGUCAUUCUUAAUGUGGAAAUUGAGUUAAUACGGAACAUGAAAAUUGUGCUGAGUUACUUGUGUAGUAUUAUAUUAUUUAAUUAUUAGUAGUUUUCAGUUGCUUACAUGCUGUUCAUUGCAAUAUCAGAAGCAAGGUAUGAUUGGAUGCUUUAAUAAGUCAUAUUAUGAAACUGUCUCAUGAUGUACUGUUAAAGUUUUUAUACAGUAUUUAUCCUUUUAAUCGACACUGUAAGCAGCUGCAGCAUAAAAUAGCCAUAUGGUUUUCUGCAAGUUUAGUUUAGUUUAAGUUUGUACUAUUUAUAUUUUAUUUUAGUUUGGUUGUGAUGAUCAAACUUAUUUGAACCACUCUUGAGUCGCUUCCUGGAAAAAACGGUUCUACCAGUUUGAAGCAGUGAACAAAUUUAAUUUUCUUUGCAAACCUGAACAUAGAUUGUUUAUGAUCAGGUUACCCCUGAUUAGAUGUUAAGAUUUAUAAUUUGUUCAUACAAUUGAAAUACAGUCAAACUUCAUUGGCUUGAACUCGGAUAAUUUGAACACCACCCUUCACUCGAACUCGUCAUCGGGUCCAGGCAGAAUCCCUUUAUAAUGUUACUUGUUCAAUGGCUCGACUAAAAUCUGUGCUGAGAGAGCAGACCGAAAAUCUGGUCUUUUAAACGUAGAAUAUUGAUGUAUUGGGAAAAGCUAACUUUACACAUUGUUCUGAUAACUCUUAAAUCUCACAUUUAUUUUGUUGAUGUUGGGUUGUCUCCCUUUAUGAAAUAUGGAUCUGAAAUUAUUCCGUUUUGUAGAAAUUUAUAUAUACAUACAUGAUCUUUGUUGUGAUGAUCUGUGAUCUUCUUGUUUAUUUGUUUUCAUGUUGUGUACUUUACUGUCUUUCACAUUCCAGAAAUUGCAUUUAAGUUUCUAUAUAUUUCAAUGUUAAUUGUGAAAUUUCUGUGAAACAGCAGAUUCAUAAUUUAAACAUGUCAGAAUCACUGCGAGAUGGUACUAAUAACACCUUAUGGUUACAUUUUACUUGGACUGUAUCAUAGAUUCCCUGUGUACAAUCUCAAAAUAUGAAUUAAAACCAAAGUGUUAAAUCCAUUCAAAAGAAACUUUGAAGUUUUGUAAUUUCAAGCAUCCUCUAGGCAUGCGCGAUUAAAAAAUUGAACUUUAUUUCUGAAAUAGUGUGAUAUUUACUCUGAAGUCACUAUAUGUUUCAUUGUAAAAUUCUUUGCUUUACCUAAGUGGGAACUGGCAGGUUCUUAAAAAUACAGCUCUCUGAUUGGUUAGUUUGAAUUCCUGAUGUCAUGUUGAAAUUAUGAAUAGAUAAAUUAGAUCAUAGUCUUGUAGUAAUGUGUUGUUUUAUUGUUUUAAUAUCACUGACACUUACUUGAAAUACCAUUGUUUUUAGUUUGGCUCUUACAUUUUGAUAGAAUUUGAGUGUAUUAUUUUAUGUUAAGAUAUAGUACAUGUUUAGUGAAAUGGAAAAAUAAUUCUUUAUUCUGUAUAGAGACUUAAGAAAUACUACUGCAGGCAGACCAGACAGGGAGCUAAAUAUUAUACAGAUUUUAUUUUAUAUCCGCGGGUUUUGAAGUCAUAACAUUCCAUUUACAUUUGGGUUUGCUGUUAAAGUUCACCUAGUAUUCCAUCUGCUGUUAGUUUACAUAUCAUAACAAGAUUUUUAGCUCAAGUAUUUAAAGAAUAGGUAGAGCUAUUGGACUCAUUCAUUCGCUGGCAUCUGUGUCGGCAUCCCAGUUUGGUUAAGAUAUAUCUAAGCUGCUAUCUCUGUAACAUUUUUUGGGAAUGGAUUGAAACUUGACAUACUUAUUCACAGUGAUGAAUUGACUUACAUUGCAAAGGUUACAUAACUAUUUUGAUCUUUUACCAACUUAUGUCCCUUUACAAUACAGAAUUUUUGGUUAAGUUUUUAUAUGUAAAGUUGUAUGUUACAACCCAAUAAUGGGAAUUGAUUGAAAUUUCACGCACUUAUUCACUGUGAUGAUCUGACUUUCAAUGUUAAGGUUCCAUAACCUUGUUUUAAAUACUAUUUUUACAAAAUUAUGCCACUUUUUUGACCUUUACUUGAUCAGUUUGCUAUUAAAAGUCUAAAAUGUAAAAAGCAUUAAGUCGUAUCUCUAAUCUUGGACUCUUAGUUAGUUAUUGCCAGAUUUUCAUUUGAUAUUUCCAAAACCAUUUAUGUUUGGAAAACUGAUGUUUUCUCAUUUUUAAAGCAUUAUGCAAAAGCAUAUUCCACUACUGUCCCUUAAAGAAACUUCCUUCAUUGUCAUAUUUUGCAAAGUGUCCAGGUUAUUUUUCUGACAGUAGUGAAAGGUCUUAGAAGCUUUUGAAUUAGUUAAAACAAAAAAUCAAUACUUUAGAUGAGCUUUUACAAUUGUUUGAAUACCAGUUUUCACAUACUUUGUUAUUUCUUUAUGUCAUAUGGGACUCUGGAUAUUAUUUCAAGUUCAUAUUUUCAGCCCUGCUAUGAACAACUUGCUUUGAAUAGAAAAUAUGUGUAAAAUAUCUUUGAUUCUUACAAGUAUUAGUAUAUCUAGAAUUCCUACUGUACAAAUAUCUACACAUAUGCUUCUAAUGUAGUUUGAUGAUUUAUUUUAUUUGCCGGAAUAUUUCUUAAUGAAAAUAGGGAUUUUUUAUCAGCAUUUGUAUAAUAACGAUUACUAUUCAGGAGUGGUGAUCAAGAAUUAUUAAGAUAAAUAUUGGAAACAUUGGCAGUGCUGUUAAAGUCAGAAAUAGGUAAGGGUUAGAAAUAGGGGGCAAGGUUAUAGUGAUGGUCCAUUCUGUUUUCUUGAAUUAAAAUGUUUGAAAUAAUGGGAAGAGAAUGUGAAUAUUACUUGAACUUGCCUCGAGUGUUUCGUCAUUACGCAUUUUUGUACUGUGUUGUCAGUAUUUAAAUAUUGAAAAGGUAUAUACAGAAAAAUGUCAGUAAUAUCAGCAGGGUAGAAGUCUAAGAAUGUUACUAAGGGCAGUAAAGCUUUUAUACCUUUUGUUGUGACUUUGUAAAAAUCUGCUAUUGAUUAUAUUAUAGUGGACAAGUUAAAUAAUAAGAAAGACAAUGCAUUUUUUUUUUGGUUAAUGUGCAAUUUUUAUUUGUUAUCUGUUGUUUUUGUUAUGUUAUAUUAGAAAUCCAAGUUGUUCGUUUUGCAUUAUUGUUUCAGGCAGUGCGUACAUUUUGUGAUUGUAAACUUAAUAUUAAAAUAUUGCCAAAAACAAAUUCAUGUGAAAAUCAGGUUGUUUAAAUUUAAGUUUAUUGUUAAUAAAACGAAAUGUCUAGGAAAUAUUUUACAUAUUCUACUUCGAGAUAACCGAAAUUUGACAUAAAUGUUUGGAGAUAGCCAGAAUUUUGAGAUAAGCAAGUUUGAGAUAUCGAGUUUCAACUAGAUUAGUGGUUAAAAUCUGUUCUGGAAGUCCAUUUGACUUGUACAGCAAUUAUGACUGGUAUGUAGUUAUAGUUUUAUGUAAUCAGAAAAAGAGACAUUGGUAUCAUUUGUUUUUUAAACUUUACCCUGCUAAAUUUCCAAAAUGGACUGGUUCAUCAUUCAGUUUUGAGCAGUUCCACUUAUUAUUGGGGGUAUUCAAUGAAAAUUGACUGACUGAAUAGUGAACAGUGCAGACCAUGAUUAGCAAGCACAUGUCUUGGUCUGCACUGAUUGCAAAGGCAGAAUCACUAGCUGCCAGAAGGCUAAAGGUUAAUAGAAAUUCUUGUCAGAAAUUUUGAGUUGGUUUAACAACAACAGGAAAAGGUUAGUAAAAUUGAAGCCAAGGAAUAUUUCAUUAGAACUUGCUUUGUUCCAUAGUUUUGUGGAGGCAUGAGAUGUUGAAUCUGUUACUGAUAAAAAUAAACAAAAUCUGAAGUAUUGUUGCA